UAGAGACGCACUGGCGGGUAAAUCACGUAGUGACUAGUGAGAGAAGAAUUUUCUCUGGUUCUCUUCUGUCCAAGAGCGACAUUAAUGCCUUGAAAGCUUUGAACUUUUUGACGUUACCUAAACCCCAAGGACCAGUCUCAGAUCUGAAGGGUACAAUUGACCCUGCAGAACUAGUGUACAAGAAAUGAAGAGUCCACUCUCACAGAUACAUACUGCUGCAGUUUCUCCAUCUCCAGUUUUUCUAUGGAGGCUUAAGGUACUACUUUUCAUGAUAUGGGGAUUGAGUUGUUGCAAGAUUGGAUGGGAUUCUGCCAUGAGAAUGAGUGCAGAUUUGCGUAAUUUAUUCUUAUAUGAGGCCUUUUUGUAUUAUAACCCACCCCUCCUCAUGACUUUGAUGGUUUGGCUUUGGGGAGUGAACUUAUGGGUUUUUUCGCAGGCCAACAUUGGCUAUGCAAAAAUAUUUGAUCUUGAUCAAAAUCAUCUCACUCACAAAGAAGUAUGGAAGUGUAGCACUUGGAUGACCAUCAUUGUCCCUACUAGCAUGACAGCAUACCUUUACCUUUACUCACACGGAAAAUUAUUAUUGGCUGCAUUACUACCAGUGUCCCUGUAUAUUGCUGUUGCUAUAGUUCUGAUAUCCCCCUUUGAUAUCUUUUAUUUGUCAUCUCGGUACUUCUUAUUGAGGACACUGUGCAGGAUAGCUCUUCCAGUGCAGGCUAUAUCAUUUCCUGACUUUUUUGUGGCUGAAGUUUUAACUUCUAUGUCUAAGGUGUUUUCAGAUUUGGAACGUUCAGUCUGCAGAAUGGUUCAUGGGCUGGUUGCCACUAUUGCAUGGCUUGAAGCUGAUUCAGUUUGUGGCAGCCACUCAAUUGGAAUCCCUCUAGUGCUUGUUUUUCCUUAUGUUUGCCGUUUAUUUCAAUGCCUACGUCAAUACAAGGAUACAAAAGACAAGACAAACCUUUUCAAUGCUUUAAAAUAUUCGACUGCAGUCCCAGUGAUUUUUCUUUCGGCCCUUAAAUAUCAUGUCUUCCCUGAUAGGUGGUCCAACUUUUAUGAGCCGCUUUGGCUUCUGUCUAGUAUUGUUAACUCGCUGUAUUCAUUCUACUGGGACAUAGCUCAAGAUUGGGACUUGAGUGGCUUCACUCGAAUUUUCAAGUUCAGCAGACCGAGUUUAGUUUCCUACUUAUUAUAUGAACAAAAAUGGGUAUAUUUUUGGGCAAUAGGAAGCAACCUGAUCUUGCGAUGUGCAUGGACAUACAAAUUCUCUGCUCAUCUUCGUCAUAACUACAUGACUGUAUUUGCAAUCACUGCAUUGGAGAUUCUUCGACGCUUCCAAUGGGUAUUCUUUCGAGUAGAAAAUGAGUGGAAUAAGAUUAACAAGUCCAGUUUUGACCCCCUACCCAUGACUAUCAUCCAAACAGAAGAAGAGACAUUGCUUGACGCUAACAGUCACAGUGUAUAGAGUAUUUUGCAACCAUUUUGAACAGAGUUUCUUCCCUUUUUGCUACACUAAGCUACGAGGCUGAAAUAUGACUAGCCAAAUCAUUCUUAUACUAUAGAAGUUAAAUCAAAGAAAUUCAACUACA
Messenger RNA from Rosa rugosa (rugosa rose), 1586 nucleotides. RefSeq lists its product as uncharacterized. Gene Ontology annotation, cellular component: membrane; cytoplasm. NCBI's taxonomy places the organism in Eukaryota, Viridiplantae, Streptophyta, Magnoliopsida, Rosales, Rosaceae. Bases 185 to 1462 code for a protein of 425 amino acids. The record is from RefSeq and is a predicted model, not a curated record. The transcript is spliced from 13 exons.